UAAUUCGAAGUACCGCGACUGAGAGCUCGCUGCGCGGCUCGUCAACGACGGCCAUGACCUCCACCGCUUCAAACGAGCCCAUCGCGGACAGAGACUCGAUUCACAAGUCAUGCAAGACUCUCGAGACCGUCGUCAAUGUGCUCAAUGACUACUGCGAGGCAGCAAACGCGAUCCUCAUUCUGCAGCGGAAGCUCGUCAAGGCCUUGCGAGAUGCCGCAGCGGUCAAGUGUGUUCCGGAGAUACCAGCAAACGCGUUAAACGUGAGCGCAACCAUCUUCGACACACUCUGCGAAGUGGAUGCAAAGUUCGUCAAGCUCGCGGACAAGGAGUGCGACGCGAUUAGCGCAGAGAUCAAGAAGUGGUUCAAGAAGCUUGCUAAAGAAGAACGCGCCUACGACGAUCGCCUCGCCAACGCCAACGCCAAGAUCAAACAGGCUGGUCAAUCGUACGAGAAGAAGGCAAAGAGAAACCCACAGGACGCAGCCGAUGAGCAUGCCCGCUACAUGCACAUCCUCACGACUCUAGGCCCCGAGAUUAACCAGGAGAAAUUCAACCAUUCCCUCAUGGUGACGCGCAGACAUAACGCGACCAUACACAAUCUAGCUGCCGGCCUCUCUCGCGUAGCAGACGCGGAAUGGCUCCGGUCCUGCGAGGGUGUAAGACGGUCCGCCCCUACCAUUGGGCAGCUCGGCGAAUGGCGCGUCUACUGCGAGGGCGGUUGGUCAGGCCCGUUGCCUGCGGACUUGCCCAACGGCGACGUUCCUCCUUACCGCUCAGAGCGUUCAGUGACUCCGGUAGCGCAAGGGCGCACGGUGACGCCAAACACGGAGAAGCCACCGCCAGGGCCUGGUACGCCGAUGCUCGAGAAACCCGCACCUGAAUAUUCCUCUCGCCGCCCGAGCGAACAGGAGACAGACGCGUCAUCACGAGCCGUCACGCCGACCCACGACCCAUCACCCGCCCCGCCGCAAUAUCGCCCUCCGCCUGACCAGCCUGCCGAAGCGAAGCUCGCAUCACCGCCGCCUCUGAAGACAAUCGCAGACGACUCCGUUCGAUCUCUGGCGUCUCUAUCCUCAUUCCCCGCACCGCCGACGCACUUCCCGAUGCCGCCUCUUGCGAAGGCAGAGGCUAGUUCGCCGGUGAAGGAGACAAGGCCAGAGUCGCCGCGCGGCCCGCGCACGCCGUCCGAGAUUCUAUUCUUCCAGCGGAAGACAGAAUCGCCCGCACCCCUCACGCCCUCCGAGACACCGCGACCUUUACCCUCGCCUGCGGUCCCACAUGCCGAACCUGCUGCAGUCACAUCCACGCGUUCUGUUGACUCGAACGGUAGGGUCGAAGGUGCACAAGAGCCGUCAGAUUCGCAGCAUUCACCACGUUCGGACGCCCAUGAGCUGCACGAGCGGCGCGCCGCGAAGACCCCUUCGCCAGUGCUCACGCGCGCUUCCAGCAAGAAGCUCAAUAUUGAGAACUCGGGAGCUUCGUCCGGUCCGACGAGCUCCAUCGCUGGAUCCUCGCAAAGCGAUCAUAUCGACGACGGCGAAUUCGGUGCUCUUCGAACGAUGGACGAGCAGCGCAUCCGGCAAGGACGGCCCGCUGAUGCCCCGUCGUCGCAGCAGGUCGAGCGCAGCGACACAGGAGCGAGCAAUGUCAGUGUAGUGGCUGCCUUACGCGACCGAUAUUCCCGAAUACCCGAGCAACCUACCUCACCUCGCAAGGAGGUGCCCAAGUUGCCCACGAACGUCUCGAAGAUCGCGAACAGAUACCAAUCUAACGACACUUCCCCGACCUCUCCCCGACUACCGCCACCGUCACCUACCGGGGACCGUCGACGGCUGUCCAUGGAUGUCCCGCGCAACAGCACACAGCCGUUCCCGACGGACCGCCGAACAUCUGGCGUAACCUCGACUAGCUACGCGACGAAUACGAUGACCUCGAUACCCAUGUCCGACGAUAUUGCGCUACGCAGGCAGCGCAUAGCCGAACUGGAAGACCUAGAGAUCCGAGAGCAAGAACUGGAGCUGCGGCGGAAAGAGCGCGAGAUCGAGCAGAGGGCAAAGGUGCUCGAGGAGGAGCGCGCGCGCAUCUUGAACGCACGCAGGCCAGACAGCGGCUACGGCAGCGACGCUGCUCGCAGCGGGAUGACCGACCGGUUGUCGAUGAGCCAACAGUCCGAUGCGUACUCAACGUCGUCUGCCCGGCCACGGUACCCGCAACACUCCUACAGCAGCGCAGCAUUGGACCAGCUUCGGCCAGCGCGCCCAUCUUCGAGCCAGCCGGCGUCGCCUCUAUACCAGCCUGCUUCGGACCACGCGCCCUACUGUGGAUGCGAGACAUGCUCGGCAUCUAAGUACACUUCCAGGGAUACUUCGCCAUCGCCUAUCCAUGUUCGGCCCAUCCAGCUUCGCCCCGAGAAACCGAAGGGAUGGAUCCGCCGUCUGAGCAUGCCUGUGAUGGGCAAUGCGUUCUCCUUGGACUCCAAGAAGGGUAUUAGCAGCGCAGGCAUCGCAGGCGGCCCUGGCUUCCGGAGCAGUCUUGCGUUGCCUGAGGAAGACGGGGUCAUCAGGAGGGACGUGACAGGCGGCGUCCGAAACCGGAGUGCGACGAAUCUUGCUCGGCGAUGACAGUAACUUGCCUGUUUUUCUUAUGCUUUAUUUGCUGAUUUCCAUGUGCUUUAUCUGCUCUGCUUACACCCGCUCGAGGACCUGGGCCUACGUUCAGGCCAGGCCUCGUUGCACGCCCUUUCUGACCUUUACGAGUAGCGACGAUGACUUAUUGCAGUAUCCUAUCCCUUGCUGAUUGCUUUUCGGAGCUGCUUGGUUGUACCCCAUCAAUGUUCGACUUCUAUCAUCUAUCCUGAAUUGUACAAUCCGGUAUAACGCAGACGUGCAUGACGCCGUCGUGAGCGUGACAUGCCCAACCUCAGUCCAGCUAAUAGCAAGAUAUACCGCGGGUGCU
Messenger RNA from Rhodofomes roseus, 2955 nucleotides. RefSeq lists its product as uncharacterized. Bases 54 to 2621 code for a protein of 855 amino acids. The record is from RefSeq and is a predicted model, not a curated record. The transcript is spliced from 5 exons. Lineage: Eukaryota; Fungi; Basidiomycota; Agaricomycetes; Polyporales; Fomitopsidaceae.